UGAGUGAUAAAACGAAUUUAGUCUUUGUUCGGACAUACGCAGCGAGUGUGGCAGGCGGCAGACAACGUUCUAAAGUGGCAUUGCAAGGCAGCGGUGUUUCAUCGCGCGCGCGCCGCUCGAAUACAUCAUACUUGUGCUGGACAACACGCACACAUACAUAUACAUAUAUGGAGCUUCAGAAGCACAGAUUCACAUACAAAUAGUGUACACCUAAAUCAACGUAUUAGCGACUGUGCGGAGUCGUUGUGUCGCACAUAGCUAUAUAGCAUAUACAUACAUACAUAGAAAAAUACAUACUAUACAUGCCACACAUAUACUACUGCACAGCAGUGGAAACAAUUUUGUUGAACAUUUGUGCACAAAACACUAGUCAGUCGAUCGCUUGGGCGGCCUAACGUAUGUCUUUUAGCUACCUUCAUACAAAAAUAGCGACUGUGCAUGUGUGUGGUGCUGAAAUCACAGUGAGGGUGUCUAUGUGUGGACGCAAAAGCGCGUGUUUAACUCGUUACCACUGCGAAAUCAAACACCGUUUUGUGCACAUAUUUCAUAAAAACGAAAUAAAACAUACACAGACGCGCGUAAACUUAUACUGUGGCAACUAAAACACACAUACGUGACGAUAACUCCAACCCAACCGCGGCACUUCGUCAAGGCGCCCACUCCUCACAACGUCCUAACUAUCCAAAACUCGCCCACUCUCCUCAACAUACCCAGUAUUCAAACAGCUUCUAGAGGCACCAGCAUCCCACAACCUCCAACCAGUGUCAGCGCCAGCGCCAGGCUGCAGCACUGCGCAUUUGGAGUUUGUUAUAUUUACGGUGUUUACAUUUCGGUGGCGGCACAAACAUUCAGCGCCAUAAUUUACUGCACCGCCAAGUGGUGAAGUAGUGUAGAGAAGCAGUAGUGCAGUGCAGAAGCUGCGCGCGCCGCACAACCUAGCGCGUCGCGUAAGCGUCAACAAGCAAAGGUGCAGCGUUGGCGCCUCACUAAGGUCUAACCAUUUCACCAGAAAUAGUAAAACUUGCAAUUGUGAUAUUGCCAACGGCAGCGUGUACGCGUAGCACACGAAAUGGCAAUAAUCGGUGGUGAGGAGACUGCUACCGAGACCAUUGACAUGGUGCCGGUGGAGAAGGUGAAACCGUCGAAAUUUGGCGAGUUCUGUCGGCGCAAUGGCAUAAAUCCGAAUUUGAUAAUGUUGAAGAUAACGCUGUUCGUCAUGUAUGGCGCAACAUCAUCGCUACUGCCCUACUUGACCAUACACAUGCAAUCGAUCGGUCUAACAGUGGAGGAGAUUGCCAUCAUCUACCUGGCAUUGCCUUUCACCACCUUCCUCAGUCCGCCAAUUACAGGUUUCCUUGUCGAUAAAUUUGGCAAGUACAAACCGGUCGUCAUAAUGAGUUUGCUGCUGAAUGCACUUUUCCAUCACUCGCUCUUGUUUAUACCGCAACAGGAGAUUCCAGGUAUUGUGCCAUCGGCGUUUGUUAUGCGCCAUCCUGAUACUGGCGAUAUAGAGGUCUGGUGGUCACCCUGUCCCAGUCGCGAAUGCCCCGAAGAGCCGGAGCUUGAUUUGGCUGUGAGUCAAUGUGCGGACUAUUGUCUGCUGCAAGAGCAGCAGCAACAACAACAGCAAACGCAACCGUCGCCUAAACCCUCGUUAUAUGGUCCAUCGCCCGAUUAUUAUUCGACAACUCAACGUGCGCCCACAACAACAACAACCACUACAAUUACAACUAUGAGUACAACGACAAUGGGUACAAUCGCAACGACAGCAACAAUAGUUGCUUCAGCCGCCGCUGAGUCACCAACACCAACCGCCAUAGCAAUACUGGAUCCAUCAGGCAGUACGACGUCUCCAUCUCCACCUGCAGCGCCACCAAAACUGUCGUCGACGACGACGACAACAGCGCGCAGCACGACCACCACAACAACGGAGACGGCGGCGGCAGCAGCGGCAGCCGCUCGCGCCGAGACAGCAGCAGCGGCGGCGGCCGCAUUCACGACACCCAGCUCAGUGGCCCGUUUCCAAGAUGUACUUAAUAUGUCAUCGACAAUGUUCCCGCCGGUGGUGACGUCUUCUUCGGCCUUGUCAGAGCUGGAGCAGGGAUGGAAUUUGGAGGCAGGCGAAGUGGGCAACGACAGCACUUACAACCCCAACAGCUGGGUGCAUUCGGAUGGCACGGACGCUGCCUAUUUUAUGCUGCAAAUGCAUCCUGAUUUGGCUGACCCCAUUGAGCAAUUAGGCAUGGAAAUCGAACCGGACGACAAUGAGACGGUGACCGAUUUCAAGCAGCGCUUCGGCGAGAAACGUCUGUGGGAUAUGCAAAUCAAUGUCACCGAUUUGGAUGAAUUGGAUCUACGUUGCGGCGGUCUGGUGCGUCGCUCCAACAUGUCACAACUGACAAAUGGCACUGUCAGCUGUAUGGUGCAACGCUGUGUGUUCACAAUGAAUGCACCAGAGAUUUGUCCACCCGAUUACAAAGAAUCAGAUGAUCGCGUAUUCUGGAUUUACUUUCUAUUGAGAUUCCUCGCCACAACGAUGCUGUCUGCCGGUGUCACCAUAAUGGAUCCCAUAGCGUUGACUAUGAUUGAGAAGUACGGCGGUGACUUUGGACGUGAGCGUCUCUUUUCCAGCAUUGGCAUGGCCAUCUUUUCGCCAAUUACUGGCAUAAUGAUUGAUUAUUUUUCGCGUGGUCUCGGCUACACCGACUACUCGGCUGCCUUUUAUACCUACGAUUUGUUGUUGGUGAUUUCAACAGUUUCGGUGCUGAUGAUGCCGUUGGGCGAUAAAUUGCCGGCAGAUAAUGUUUUCCGGGAUUUGUGGAAUUUACUGAAGAUGCCACAUGUUAUUACGUUCAUCUUCUUCCUCUUCAUUUUGGGCAAUUUCUGGGGUUUCAUCGAGAGUUUCCUUUUCCUAUACCUGAAGGAGUUGGGCGCACCCAAUUAUUUACUCGGCAUAACCAUCACUGUUGGCACGGUGAGCAGUAUUCCCUUCUUGUAUGGCGCCGAACGUAUCACCCGUAUCUUUGGACACGUUAAUUUGAUUAUCAUUGCUUUCUUCUCGCAUGCCGGCCGCCUCGUGGGCUAUUCGUUCAUUGAAAAUGCCUGGUGGUGUUUUCUCGAAGCGAUGGAGGCUCUGUCUUGCCAUUUGAUGUGGGUGGCAGCGGCCACUUACUGCUCAAUUUUGGCACCAAAAAGCUUGUUGGCCACAUUGAUUGGUGUGCUUGGCAUGGCGCAUUUUAGCUUGGGUCGCGGUAGUGGUUCCUUUACCGGUGGUCUACUAAUCGGCCAGUUUGGUACAAGAGAUGCCUUCCGUUAUAUGGGUCUAUUGGCUGUUGUAGGCGGUAUCGCGUACGGCCUACUACAUCUGGCUUGGUUACGUAAGUUCGAUCAUAACCUCGACGACUGUGAAGAAGAAGCAGAGGCAAUGGAGAAUGGUGAAACUGAGAAACUUACCGAACCGGCCACAAAAGAACAAGGCACAUCUAUGUCACUGGAACGUCUAAGCUUGAUGAUCAAAUACAAUCAGAUAGGCAGUUUGACUUCACUGCCACGUGGCUCGAGGGCGGAUAUACACGACCAUUUGUCACAUCGCCGCAGCAGCUAUAAUGUCGAGUCAACACGUGUACCUCGGCACGGCAGUCACAUCGGCAGCGCUUCGAAGGUUGACAUUUUGCGCUCAACACUGGAUAUAAAUCACAAAUCCUCCAAUAAUUCGGUGCUGAGCAAAGCCGAUAACAAAACAUCAAAUCAAUCAUUAGGCCGAAAUCGUGCCGACAGCGCGCCCAAAUUGAAUCACAGCAAUAUGAAGAACAUCUCACAGCCAACGCUGGAGGGUGUUGUGCUCGAGGGCGUUGAAUCAACUUUUUUCCCCAGCCGCAUGAAAAAGUAUCCGAGUGGUUUGUUAACAUCAAUACCAGCGAUGGAUUUGUCCGUUAUACCCAACACAAUGCUGAUGGAUCAAGAUGCUACCAAAGUGAUACCCGAAGAGACCGAUUUGAAUAAUUCGAAAAUCACUGUCGCCAGCCAAGAGGACGCCAACACGCAUCAAGUCAAUGGCAAGGGAUCGAGUAUAGCAGGGGAACGCAAUGUCAAGGACGACGCUACAUGAUUUAUGCAUACACACAGUAAUGUCUACAUAGCUACAUACGUACAUAUAUGUAUGAAUGAAAAUAUAUGUAUUUGAUUUGAGUGAUAUUAACUAAAUGCAAACAAAAACAAAAAAAUAUCAAUAAUUAUAGCAAGCAGCAAGCGCAAAAGCUAACGAUUUCCCAAAUAUUUUAUUGGUUGUAUAGUAAAGGUUAGGGCACAUUAGCUCUUUCUACGCUACACAUAUUAAAGUUGCUUACAGUGUGUCAUAACAUGUUUGGCCCCAUUAUAUAUGUAUGCUUCCGAAGCAGGGUAGUAUUUGUAAUUAAGUAAUGUUGAUUAUUUUAGCAAAGUGAAGUUGUUUUGUUUGAUUUAUUAACCGUUAGUUUUAGCAAUGAAAUCGCUAUUAUUUACAUUUAUUUGUUAGUUUUAAUUAAAUUUUUGCUCAGCGUAUUAUUUUACUUCCAUAAAUAUGUAUUUUUGUUAUUUGUAUUGUAUAUGUAUGUAUAUGUGUAUUGAAACUAUUUGUUAUUUGUAAAUCUCCUACUCAGCUACACUCAAAAUAUCGAACGUUUAAUGUACAAUAAAAAUUAAUGAAAUUAUUA
Bactrocera neohumeralis is the source of this 4691-nucleotide messenger RNA. RefSeq lists its product as uncharacterized. Lineage: Eukaryota; Metazoa; Arthropoda; Insecta; Diptera; Tephritidae. The record is from RefSeq and is a predicted model, not a curated record. Gene Ontology annotation, cellular component: membrane.